AGUCUCCGUUUGGCAGCAAAUUGGUCUCAAAUUGGCUGACUACAUCUACGUGUGACGCAUCCUAUCCUAGCGAGAGAGUGCGUUCAAACCAUUCAAACACCUUUUUGGCAGAGUACUAUUUUUUAGCGUGCUUCAGACAAAAUUUAUGUUAAUUUCCGCCCGAUGUGUGCAAAUGUAAACGAGUGUGUACCAGUGGCGCGCAUCGACGAAUGUAAACAACUCGCUCGUUUUGCUUACGGCGGAAACCGGUUGUUCCAUCCGAAGCCAAAUUCCGGUAGUUGCAGUUGGUGCUCGUCAAUUUCCCUUCCAGUGUUAGUAGUAUCGAGUGUUUUGGAACGAUGGCGCCUAAAAACUCCGGAACGAAACAGGAUGACGAACGAAAGUCGCGCCCAUCCGAACCUCCUAUCAACGGUGGAAAGUGCCCAAUCCUGGAUCACCGGUGGGACAUCAAGUUUACCGGUACGGUUAUCGAAGCGCUGCAAUGCAAUAACCAGUUAUAUCCGCUGAAGGAUUGUCCCAUUUGUCCCGAGAUGUUUGGGAGUGAGCCAACAUCAUCCGAGAACCAAACAUUCCAUCUGACUGUGAAGCAAACCCGAGUUUCGACCUUUCAAAUUGGCGUCGGAAACCGAAGCGACGUACCGGUCUGGUUGGAUUCGGUUCUUUUUUUUUAUGCCGACGGAAAGCUUGGGAAAAUAUUAGUCAAAAAGCCGGUGCUUCUAGGAGCAGCGCUCGAAAAGGGUAUCAGCAAGGAUAUUGUCACAGUCGGAGAGAUGGUGCUAACGGUCGGCCGAACCUAUCGUGUAAUUUUGAAGGGAAAGCCGGGGGAUGAUAACUCCGGAGAGCACUGUAAGCUGAUCAUCGAACAGUAUCGCCUUAUGGAGGAUGAGUCGAAGGUUAACGGGAAGAGGACCGAGUUCAAUCUGACCAAAUUGCGCCCGUUUAUAAUAUCGCCAUUAGUUUCGGUCCUGUACAUGAACCACUUCAAGAUCGAUGAUUCAUCUAUGCAGAAAGAUCUUCUGAAACUAAUUGAAACUUCCAAGCAGGAGUUUUCGCCGAGCAAUUACAGCCAACAAAUUGAUCUUCUAAACCAAAUCGAACUGCAUCACCUGCUGCAGGAGUUCAGCAAAUACACACUUCAGAAACCAGUGAUCCAAGCGACGGAAUCUCCGCUGCAUUACAACAUUUCGAUUGAACAAUUCGCCGUAAGACCGUCCCUGCUGAGUGAAGACGUCAGGGUACAAUUCGUCAAGGAAGAAAAGCCCAGAAAUGUGUUCGGAUAUGUUUCGAAAAUUACCGCCGAAAUGAUCGUAAUCCUCGUGGAAAAGCGAGUUGAUAUCGAUGAUGUGACACGAGUCGUGUUUCACGUGGACCGAACCACGUUUCAGCUGGAGCAAACCGCGCUGAAACUGAUGAAGGAACCGCUGGUCGAGCAAAUUUGCUUUCCCACGGCAGUUACCGGCGGUCCUGUGGAGGCUAUUGACAGCUUCGAAUGGUUCCGUCCGGGCAUUACAUCCAACAAAGAGCAGAUGGUGGCCGUCAUGAGCAUUGUCAACCAGACUUCGUUUCCGGCCCCGUACAUCCUAUUCGGGCCUCCGGGCACAGGCAAAACCUCUACCCUGGUGGAAGCCAUAGCCCAAGUCUACAAGCUUCGGCCAACUGCAAACAUCCUGGUGACGGCCACGUCCAAUUUUGCCGCCAACGAGCUGACCUGCCGUCUGCUGCAGGUCAUCCCGAGCAGCAGCAUUUUCCGAUACUUUUCGCGUACCAGCGGCAAAAAGAUCGACGAAAUCAACUGGGAUAUUGUUGAAGUUUCCAACUUGGCUGGAAGUUCGACCGGAAACAUCUGCCAUGAGGACAUCUACGGCUCCCGAGUGGUGGUGACUACCCUGACGAUGGCCGGUAGACUGGUGCAGGCGCGAAUCAAUCCCAAACACUUCAGCUAUAUAUUCAUCGAUGAAUGCGGAAGUGCUAAGGAGAUCACCUCGUUGAUUCCGAUAGCUGGACUUGCCACACAUAACCAAGAAAUCAACGCCAGCAUUGUAUUAGCGGGCGAUCCCAAACAGCUGGGGCCAGUUUUGCAGUACGAGCUACUCAAGCAAACCGUUCAUGGUCAGUCUAUGCUCGAACGUUUGAUGAACCUUCCCUUGUACGCUCAGGAUCCGGAGACGAACGAAUACAACGGUAAGGUUGUAUCGCAGCUACGUCAGAGUUUCCGCUCUCAUGCCAAACUGCUGGAGUUUUGCAACCAGCAAUUCUACAACGGGAUGCUUCAAGCGAAGGCUCCAAACGACAUUAAGGAGCGCGCCGUUGGAUGGUGGCGUCUGCCAAACCGAAAAUGUCCAAUUAUUCUGCAUCCUAUUGAUGGCCUUGCGGAACAAGACAAGUACAACUUCAGCUUGUUCAACCGGAAGGAAUGUUGGACGGUCAUGUUCUACGUUGGCGAUUUGCUGAACAAAGGAAUUAACGGAAGGUCGGUAACGCAGAGUGACAUCGGUAUCGUUUCACCCUACGUUCAGCAGGUACGGUAUCUGAAGAAUUGCUGCACAUCGCGGGAUUGGACAGACAUCGAAAUAGGGUCGGUCGAGCAGUUUCAAGGGAAAGAGAAAGCCAUCAUUCUUAUUUCCACCGUUCGAUCUCGGUGCAAAAACGUAGGAUUCUUGGCCGAUGCCGCGCGGCUAAACGUUAUGCUUACCAGGGCGCGGUCGCUCAUGAUUGUGGUCGGUAAUCCGGAAACGUUGGGGCUGGAUCCGUUGUGGAAAAAGUUUAUCAAAUUCUGCCGCCAAAACGGAGCGAUUGCCAGGUCGCAUGACCGGAAGCCGAAGUUGAACGGGAAAGAAACGAACAGUGAUAGUGCGAUAACUGCCUUGACGGGCGAGUCUGUGGCGUCAAUGAAUUCGCUGAUGGCGGAGAUUCCAGACGACUGGUUCGAGGGGAUUAAUAUGCAGGAACUUCACGCAAUAAUCGAUAGCUUCUACCGCCUCGACCUAGAUCGUCAAAUGUAGUUACUGUUGUGAAGUUGUCUUUUUAAAAUGUGAGCGUUAAGUUUGAUGUCAUUUUAAGUAAAUCAUUAUCGUACAGUAAUUCUCAUACAUAUUAUUUCAGCUAUCAUUCAUUAAAUUUAUCCCAACCGAAAUUUCUGAAAGGAAUCCUGAUAGAAUUUCUGCAGAAAUCUUCGGUAGAAUCCCUGUAUAAAUCUUAGGAGGUCUUUUUUACUUAAUCUUUUUUUUUUUUUUUUGACGUUUCCACUAUGUGGAGAGCUCGGACAUAGUUGAUCUGUUACUGAAUCUUUGGAAGAAUAUCCGAAGAGGAAUAUUUUUAAGAACUUCCUGGAGGAAUACCUGGAGAAACUUAUUGGGAAUCCUUGGUGGAAUUUAUUAAAAAAUAUUGAGGGAUGUAUAAAAAAAUGUUUGAAGAAAUCCGUUAAUAAAAUCAUUGGAGUAUUUUCUGAAAGUAUUCCUGGAAAAAAUUGUGGCAGAAUUUCUUAAAAAAAACUUGUAAGAAUACUUGGAGAAGCACAUAGAUAAGCGUCUGCUAAGAUCCCUAAAAAAACUAUUGUGAACUGUAGAAAUUCCAAGGAAAUAUUUUCAAAUUAAUUUUCUAAAGAAUCCGUCCAGGAAUUUUUGGCUUUAUCCUAAGAGGAAAUGACAGAUACAUUUCUGGGGCAAUACAUGGAGGAAUAUCAGGAGAAAGUUCUGAAGGAAUCUCUGUAAGAACAUCUGCAGUGAUCUCUGGAAUUUCUGCUUGAAUCACUGAAAGUAGUAAUGCAAGAUCUUUGGAAGAAUUCCUGCAGAAUUUUCUGGAUGAAUCCAUGAAGAAAUUUCUGAACACAUUAAUGUGGAAGUUUUCAAUGGAAUCCCCAGAGCAAUUAUUUACCAAAUCUAUCUGAAUUGAAUGAAUUUCUGGAGGAAUAUCGGGGAAAGGUUCUGAAGAAACUACUGGAAGAGUUUAUUAAAGAAUCUUUGAAAUAUUUCUAAAGAAAUCUCUGAAGAAAAUUCUGAAGAAAUCUCUGGAGAAAUUUCCGUUAUUUUUUAUAAAUGAAUUCCUAGAAGAAUUUCUUAAGCAAUUCCUGAUGGAGUUUCAGAAGAACCCAUAGAGAUCUACGGAAAAGAAUUCUUGGAGAAAUUCAUCAGA
This is a messenger RNA of Aedes albopictus (Asian tiger mosquito), 4131 nucleotides long. Its product is annotated as putative helicase MOV-10. NCBI's taxonomy places the organism in Eukaryota, Metazoa, Arthropoda, Insecta, Diptera, Culicidae. The record is from RefSeq and is a predicted model, not a curated record. Gene Ontology annotation, molecular function: 5'-3' RNA helicase activity; RNA binding. The coding region runs from base 339 to 3002 and encodes 887 amino acids. The transcript has 4 exons. Gene Ontology annotation, biological process: regulatory ncRNA-mediated post-transcriptional gene silencing. Gene Ontology annotation, cellular component: P granule; cytosol.